This is a messenger RNA of Ipomoea triloba (trilobed morning glory), 1100 nucleotides long. RefSeq names its product transcription initiation factor IIF subunit beta-like. Lineage: Eukaryota; Viridiplantae; Streptophyta; Magnoliopsida; Solanales; Convolvulaceae. The coding region runs from base 4 to 909 and encodes 301 amino acids. The record is from RefSeq and is a predicted model, not a curated record. The transcript has 7 exons. Gene Ontology annotation, biological process: transcription initiation at RNA polymerase II promoter; transcription by RNA polymerase II. Gene Ontology annotation, cellular component: transcription factor TFIIF complex.
CACAUGUCCAGAUCAAUGAAGCAGAUAAUUCAGACACCUUCAUCGUCAAAAUCGGAGCAAAGCAAAGAAUUGGAGAAGAAAAUCAAACGAUCAGACAACACAGUUGAAGAAGAAAUGGAAGAAGACGAUGGUAACGUCAGUGACACCGCCGCGGCGGUAGACACCGGCAAGGCUGAUAGGUCGGUGUGGCUGAUGAAGUGUCCUCUAGUCGUCUCCAAGUCGUGGCAGUCUCAGGCGGCGGCGGCCUCCUCCUCCGCAGAUACUCCGCUAGUGGGUAAAGUCGUCGUUUCUCUCGAUCCUCUUAAGCCCGAAGAAUCUCUCCAAUUCUCAAUGGAAAUGGCUGGAAAUGAUGCUGGGAACAUCCCUAAAGGCUACUCGUUGAAUAUGUUCAAAGAUUUUGUGCCAAUGUGUAUUUUCUCAGAGUCAAAUCAAGCAAAGGUUGCCAUGGAAGGGAGAAUUGAACAUAAAUUUGACAUGAAGCCUCACACUAGGAAUAUGGAGGAAUACAGGAAAAUGUGUCGUGAAAGAACGAAUAAGUCGAUGAUUAAGAACAGACAGAUACAGAUAAUAGAUAAUGAUCGUGGUGUGCACAUGAGGUCGAUGCCUGGAAUGUUGGGCUUGAUUGCAUCUGGCUCUAAGGAGAAGAAGAAAGCAACUCCAGUUAAGGGACCCGAGGUCAAAAGAACUAGAAGGGACCGUGGAGAGCUGGAGGAUAUCAUGUUUAAGCUAUUCGAAAGACAACCUAAUUGGACCCUGAAGCAGCUAGUCCAAGAAACAGAUCAACCCGCACAAUUUUUGAAGGAGAUACUAAACGAGCUGUGUGUAUACAACAAGAGGGGAGCAAACCAAGGCACUUAUGAGCUGAAACCCGAGUAUAAGAAAUCAGCCGAGGAUACAGGUGCUGACUAGUUCUCUUCCUAGACUGUAUGUACCAAAUAGAACUUAACUUUUAUUUGGGAAUUCAUAGCAUUAGUGGUAUGCUUUUGUAUGUUACAACUCAAACAUGAUUCUGCUGUUAAUCUUGGAAAGUACAGUUCUGUAUUGAUCUUUAUAGGGUGAUGCACACCUAGUAUUCAAUACUCAAGUAGAAUUUGAUUGAA